UUGAAGUAUUGGUUUCUGUGAAAAUUACUUAGAACGCUGCUUUAUCAACUCACGAUUUCUGUGAUUUAAUUAAUUCAAAACCGUUAAUAUAGUAAAAGGUGUUUUUGAUGAUUAACAUUGAAAUGGACUAAGUUCUAUUUUAUAUUGAUAUAUAAUCGGUUUAUUUGAAUUGCAUGCCACUUUCUAACUCUGAUCGCUAGAAACAUGUGGAAAUAACAUUAAACCUAGAGUAUAUAUACAAAUGUUUCUUUCCAUGCUUAAGAAUACGUUAUUAAUGCGCUUGACUAGAUUAAUGAAAACGAUGAGAUGUAUUUCAAGAUUGUAACUUUGUGAUAAGGAUUUGAAAGGAUUUAAGAAGAUAAUUUUGAAAAUAUCGCAAUUGAAGUUUGAAUAUUCUAUUCAAAUUGUUGAGUUGUGGGGUAAGAGCAAUGUAUAAGCAAGCACAGGCGGAAAACAGAAGAGUUUUGGAUCUUUUAGAACAAUUAAGAAAUCAGUGUUUACUGAAAGGUGUAGGAGGUCUGAAAUCUCUUGCUGUGUUUUUUCGGAGAAUGGAUACAGACUUUUCUAAGCGUCUGUGUUACCAGGAGCUUGAUGAAGGGAUGAAAGCAUACGGUCUUGAAGUAGAACAAAAUGACGUAAAAAUGUUGUUUGAAGCUUUUGAUAGGGACAAAAACAAACAAAUUGAUUUUCUUGAGCUGAUUGCCAAACUCAGACCACCGAUGACAAAGCUAAGAAUUGAAGUUAUUAAUCAAGCAUUUGACGUGCUAGAUGCAAACAAAGACGGCGUUUUAAAAUUGGAGGAUUUAAAAAUUGUCUAUUCGACCAACGCAAAGCAACAUCCAAAGUUUAUUUCCGGUGAGUGGACGGAAGAGCAAGUGCUUCGGAACUUCUUAGACAGUAUCGAUACACCUGGUAACCCGGAUGGAAAGGUGACACGUGAAGAAUUCAUGAACUACUACGCAGGGGUCAGUUCAACAGUAGAUGAUGACAGUUAUUUUGACCUUAUGAUGAGGGCAUGUUAUGGUCUACCAAAUAGAGGAUCAUAGAAUUUAUUUUUAAAAUGUGUGUUGAUUUUAUACAUGAAAAAUUAUUGUUCCCUUCUAAGAAUUUUUGUCUGGAGACCGAUAUUACACUUCCUGAUAUAUUAAGAAAAGUCGCUACUUAGCUUAGAUUAUAUUAGUAAUACAAUUUGGUAAAAUACAAAGAAAAUAACCCGACAUUGUGUCCGAUAAAGCAAACAAACAAAAAAUGUCGCAAACUUUAAUAACAUUCAUCUGAAACAUGUCGAUACAUCACGGCAGUAUAAUUUUUAUGUAUAGGUAUAUAAAACAAACUAUGUGUGAUUGAGAGUACAUGUUGUAUUUGCUUUUUCUUACACAUUGAGUUAUAUUUGACAAUGAUGUGUAAAUAUUCCUAGCAUGCCUAGAGUUUUCAAAAUUGUGACUUGCGUAGGCAUUUUCUGAAGAUGGACGACUACCAUGUUAAACGUUAUCUUCUAGGUGCUACAAGAACGACUUGCCCGGUAGUCGCCCAUGAGAGGCCCUUUAUAGCGAAGUAAACAAGGUCAAAGGUCAUUCGUGCAUAUUUUCAUGUGUGUCACAUAAAAUACCUUGUAUCUUGGUCAUUUAUCGGUGUAGAAUGCCAACAAUGGUACCAAAAUGAAGCCAGGACUUUGUCCAUUUAUUUACAAACACUUAAUUAAAAUUUUCUCAUUACAUACUUAUGAAUAUUCAUGAAAACUUAAAAAAUUGGCAGAUAAUUCGUUAAAAAUGAUAUUUUCAAAUAAUACAAAGAUCAAAUCUUCACUAUUUGUGUUUAUAAAUGGACAAAAAAAGCAAUAUUAUAUUUGAAACAUUACUUUAUACAAAUAUAUAUCUGUUUGUAGCAUUAUUUAUUGUUUGCAAGAGUAAAUACUGUCAAAAGUGGGGCAUUUAAAACAUUCAUUUAGUACACAUAUAUGUGUUCUUAACCAUUGAUAAGAAUCUUAUCAGUUUUAUAAAUGUCCAAGUAAAGUUUGUAAAUAUUCCAUGCAUUAAAAAUAUAAUUAGUAUUUAACACAUAUUCAAAUACUGCACAACAUAGUUUACACAGUUCAAUCUUUCUCAUAGUCUUUUCUCUAUACACAAUACCAGAGGGCAUUGUUUUAAAAAUGUCACAGCUUUAUUGUCCUCGUUGCCAUGUACAUUUCUACAGUUGGUAUAUAUAUAAGGAGAAGAAGAAGAAGAAGAAUCUUUAUUAUGCAUUGAAUCUUAUAAGAUCUAUGAACAUAGCAUGAUAAAUACAUGUAUCCAGUUUAUCUAAAAAUCAAAAAUCGUGGCAAGAUGGCAAGACAUUUCCUAUUUAAUACCCUGUAAAUCCAAUAUAUAUAUAUAUAGCCAAUAUAUAGUAUAUAUAUAUAUAGCCUCGUAUGCAAAUUCAAACAUGCAAAUCUGGUUGGAUCGGUAGCAUUUGCACAUUGAACUGCCACAUUUCGUAUUGUAAUCCGCAUUAGUAUAUGAUAUGUUACUUUGGGUAUUAUAGGAAUACAGUCAUACAUGUCACCUGUGGUAUGCUUCGUAUGCAUGCAAACUUAGAUCCAUUAUUUUAUGCUAUCGAUGCAAAGUUGUGAAGCGUAAUUAGUAUAUGUCCAAACUGGUAUAUAUGUAUAGCUAUGAUGGUCUGUCUGUAUACACAGGAUACACAUGUGGUCAGUCUGUAUAACCCUGAUACCCUAAAUGGCCUGCAUCUAUACCUAAGGUACCGAUAGUUGCCUAUUUGUAUGCCACGGACACUCAUAGUGUAUCUGUAUGUAUCGCUAACCUUACCUGUAUGUAUUUCCGUGAUACCCAGAGUGACCUGUAUACAUUUGAUACAUUGGUGGUCAUUCUGUAUACCAAGGAUAUCCAGCAGACAUAUAUAGCCCUGACAGUAAACCAAGUAUACCCAGAUAGACCUGCCUCUAUACCUGGGGUACACCGGUGGCAUGUAUUUAUACCCAGGAUAUUCAUAGUGGUGACAUUAAGUAAACGGUGAGGAUGGCUUGUUUGUAUACCCAGGAUACUCAAGGUGGCCUACCUAGGAUGCACUCAGGUGACCUGUCUAUAUACCAAGCACACUCAACGCAUAUACUGCCCUAGUGUAUAGCAACGAUGGUCUGCCUGUAUACCCAGGUUUUUGUACCCAGAAAGGCUUAUAUGUAAAACCGGGAUAUCCAUAAUGGCCAGUAUAUAUGGCCACGAUGACAUGUUUGUAUAUCCAGGCUACACAGAGUGGCAUGGCUCUAUGCCUUAGAUACGUAGAUAUACCAAUGCCAUCCAAAGUGACCUGAAAGUAUAGCCAUGAUGGCAUGUCUAUAUACCAACGAUACCCAGAAUGGUGUGUAUGUAAAUCGAAGAUACCCGUAGUAGCCUAUAUAUACAACUGUAUAGCCAGGAAGACAUGCCUGUAUACACAAAAUAUCUAGAGUUGCAAAGAAACUCGGUUGGACCUUCUUUAUGUACAGAAUACCCAGAAUUGCCUGUCUGUGUUUUCAGUAUACCAGUAGUUGCCAGUAUGUAUACAUGUGUAGCCAGUAUGACCUGUAUGUAUGCACAGCAUACCCAGAUAGGCCAUUCUGUAUACCCAUGAUACCCAUAGUGACCUGUAUGUAUAGCCAAGGUACCCUUAGUGGAUUGUAUAUAUAGCCAGGGUGGCUAUACAUGUAUGCGGUGACAAAACACGCAGAGUGAAUGCUUGUAUAACUAAGAUACACAAAGUGGAAUGUACAUGUAUGUAUACCCGGGAUAAUUUUCCUGUAUAACUAGGAUAUCCAUUGUAUCUGUCUCUCUAUCCAGGCUACCUAUUGUUGCCUAUAUGUAUAGCAAGAAGGGCCAUAUACACAGGAUACCCAGAGUGUACCCUCGAUACCGAUAAUGGCAUUAAUAUUUAGCCCGGAUGGCGUGUCUGUAAACAAAUGAUACCAAAAAUGGCCUGACUAUAUAUCACUGAUACACAGUUUGCCUGUCUGUAUGAAAAACCAAGUUUGCCUGCCGAUAUACCGAAGAUAUCCAUAUUUGCCUUCUCUAUACCUCUAGAUACAUUGGGUGCCCAGUAGUUAUAUCAAGUAUACUAUUGAUACAAAUUUAGGCUAUCCUGUCUGUAAACCCAAUAUAUGUUUUGAAUAGUAUAUUGUUUAAUUAUUCGUCAAAAUACUGCAAAACCUUACAUAAAACCUUUUGUACAUUCUCCAGUAUAGUAGAAAAACUGAACAUACUGACUUCUUGACGGCCAUUGUGAAAAGUGGCUGUCUUAUUGGUUGUCUGAGAUGGUGUCAACCUGAUUUAAAAUAGUAAUGUUUUUUUUUCAAUCACAAUACUAUACUAAACUACAUAAAACAACUAUGUAAACUCUAUAAUGUAUGCAAAGAAACCUUAACAUAUUGACUUUUGGCAGCCAUUUUGAAAAAUGAGCGCCAUAUUGGUUAUAUGAGGUUGCCUACAUGCCGUAUGGUCUUAUUAUCAAUUGUAUUUAUCAAUCUUAAUACUGCAAUAAAUUAUAUUAAAACCUAUGUAAACGCUCAUAUAUAUGCAUACUUUUGAACAUACUUACCUUUGGUCGUCAUCUUGGCCGCCAUUUUGAAAAAUGGCAGCCAUAUUGGCUGUGUGACAUAGGUUCACAUUUUGAAAUAGCCGGCAGAUAUGUACCUAAUACAAAAGAAAUGCCUUGCUUUUGUGAAAACAAAUACGACAAUUGUGCCAAAGAUAACUGUUGGUCAGAAGUCAACUCACCCACCCACUUAAAGCAGUAUCUACACAUAAAACACAUAUGAAGGCGAUAUAAACAGUUGCGUAUAUCAAUGGAUAAGUAUCCCGCAUAUCUUUGUUGCCUUUCUCUUUUUUAAAUCAUGAAAAUUAUAUAUAAAACAAUAAAUAUUGUACAGCUGUACAUACAUGCCAAUUUUUAUCGUAAUUUUGUACGGUUUUGCCGCUUUCAUUAAUAUUAAUUGAUAUGCAAAUGAGCUAAUUUGCAUAUAGUGAUUUUAUUUCAUAGUUAAAUACAUUGGCUUCCAUUAAAUACCAUUUUUGCUCACUUAUUUCAUCAAAUGGCGAAGAUAUGAUGCCAUAUAAAUGAAAUUUUUAAAAAUGCACUUAAUGACGUUUGACCUAAUUUCUUGACGUUAAUUUGACCUUAGGAUUGUGACUACCGGCAUCAAUGAACUACUUAUAUCAUAUACUUCACAUAUAACACAUAAAAGUUGCAUCUUCACGAAAUGCCUACGUAGGUGUUAUCCAGCCACAUAUAUGAAAAUAAUUGGUAAACUAUUCCAUACAGGAAAACAUGUUUAUG
Messenger RNA from Mercenaria mercenaria, 5304 nucleotides. Its product is annotated as calcyphosin-like protein. The record is from RefSeq and is a predicted model, not a curated record. Gene Ontology annotation, molecular function: calcium ion binding. The transcript has 2 exons. Bases 429 to 1046 code for a protein of 205 amino acids. NCBI's taxonomy places the organism in Eukaryota, Metazoa, Mollusca, Bivalvia, Venerida, Veneridae.